AUGACGACCCGCCAGUCGGUCAAAGUGGGCGGGCACGUGGGCGUGCUCACAGGCCGCCGCAACCGCCAGGACACCAUGUUGUCAAUCCGGAAAGCCAAGAAGGAGGACGCGUACGCCAUGCGUCGCAACCUCAAGGCCAACCACCCACCGGCUACUGCACAGACUGCGAGUCGCAAGGAGCUGUUACUAAAUUUAGCCUCGCGGUCACAAUCUUUGCUUCUCGGUAUCGAGCAUUCUGAUGCCCUAACGAGACAAAAAGCCAUGCGGGCAUUUGUUUAUUUGCUGUCCAGUGGGGUACCACCGCUCUUUAAUAAGAGCGACUCGCAGCAUGAAGGGCUGUGGCACACGAUUUUGGCUGCUUUGCCCUCUUUUGUAGCCAUUUUGAACGAAGAGCUGGUGGAUGCCAAUGCCGUGCAGCUACACUCGGACGCAGCUUUCGCCCUGCGGUUUAUCUCGUCCAUGGACAAGGCCAGUGCUGUAAUCACAUCAGGGGCUGUGCCCAAGCUCGUGCAGCUUUUUCAAUCUGGUAUUUCCGAGCUGCAGAUUCAAGCGGCCUGGUGUCUUGGCAAUAUUGCAUCAGCUUCGGCUGAGUGUUGCAAGGAGAUUGUCAAGUCUUGUCCGCCGACUAUUGUGCUACCGCACAUUCGAAUGGCGACUCCUGCACUUCGGCGCGCUGCCGUGUGGCUGCUGCGUAGUCUUGUAGAGUUUCCAGAUGUUUUGGACCAGAGUGACAUGAUGGGUCCAAGUACGAAACGAGAGAUGAUGGAUGUACUGUCGAGUAUCAUUCGCCAGCUCUCGAAUGAAAAGGUGAGCAACUUUGCCUCGUCGAGUGGUCAAGAGAAUGAAGCGAACAAAGUGAAGCAAGCAGUGACAGUGGCUCCAUGGCGGAUCUUUGAGAUCAACACGGGAAAGCCAGCUCCCAACGAUCUUGCCGUCGUGCGGUGUGUGCGCGAAGUGGAUGAAUUGACCAUCGAAGUCAUGGAUGUUGACGUGAACUACGAGACUGGCGAGAAUAUGGUGUUCGAGGCAAAGAAGGCCGACAUGCGGCCUCUGCAAGUCAUGGACGAUGUAAUCGGCGAAGAUGAAGACGAGGACGACGAGACGGACCUUUUGGAUGAACAAAUACUUACACUCUGCGACAGCUGCUGGGCACUAGUCGAAAUGACGCUGCACGACAGUGACGUUGUCAGCGGGCUUGUCAACUCAGGGUUGUGCCCCCGACUCGUUGAGCUCCUGCACAUUUCUCAGAGCAGCAUCAUCCUUGCACCGGUGUUGCGACUACUAGGCAACAUUGUAUCUGCGGAGAUCUUGUUUUCUCAGGCUGUGAUUGACGCAAAGCUGCUCGAGGUGAUACCGAGCGUUAUGACUGCAACGAGUCGUGCCGUGCGCGAAGAAGCAUGCUGGAUGCUGUCGAACAUUGCUGGGGGGCAAGAGGAGCAGGUGGUUGCAAUGAUGAAUGCCCCUGGAGUUAUUGCUGGGUUGGUCGAGCAGAUGUCGUGGGCCGAGUACGGCGUGAAACGCGAGGCAACGUGGGCGCUAUGCAACAUUAUUGUGCGAGCUGAUAUGGACUUUGUCAAGAAAGUCGUGGACAUGGGCGUGUUGCGGUUGUUCUGCCCGCUUCUGGACGAGUGGGAAGACCCGUUGGUGGAGCUCGUCAUUCUCGAGGCAGUCGAGAGCUUGUUACAAAAGGAUUUAGAGGAAGGUCGUCUUGCAGUCGAGGAGAGCGGGUGUCUGGCCAAAAUAGAGGAGCUGUCUUACGACCGGAAUGACGAUGUUAGCAGCAUGGCGUCGCAGCUGAUCGAUACGUGGUUUGACAACGGAGACGACGAGACGGAUUUGACGCUAGGGCCAGCCGUGGUGGAAUCGGAGCAGACUGGUGGGACGCUUGAUUUCCAGUCAGUGCAAAGCGACGACGUACAGUUUGAUUUUAAUCGGAGUUAA
Molecule: messenger RNA, 1941 nt
Organism: Peronospora matthiolae
Lineage: Eukaryota; Oomycota; Peronosporomycetes; Peronosporales; Peronosporaceae
Source: the annotation of a GenBank genome assembly